UUUAGGAGUCCGUGUAGUGGGCCACUCAGUAAUAUUGAAUGCAGUCCUCUUGACAAAAGCAAAUGACAGCAAACUCCCGAUAAUGGGUUUUCAUUAAUGGAGAACCAGUGAAAUAAAGACACCCUAGAGGUAAAAUAGUUACCAACGAACAAACUUGAAAAACUCUCAUGGCCUGUGCUACAACCAAACAAAAGUUUUAACACUACAAAGCAUCCCGCCAUUCUUGACAGUUUCUUCAAAUUAUACGUAGCACAAGGUCAAUUACAGGAGCUGAAGAUUUAAUAUACCCUAAUUGCAAUUUUUUGGUGGUUAAUGCUCUAGUUACUGGAGCAGGUCAAUCCUCUUCUCACACAAAGCCAGAUCAGCAUUACAUUCAUUAUAUCAUUGGAGUACGCAAGGAAUACUUGAGGAUCAUUUGUAGACAUUUGAGCAGGCCAACAGUGAAGCUGUCUUUCUAUGAAAUUUUUGAAGAAACAAGCCUGUGGGCAUCAAUGGCAUCAAUAGAUACACGCAAGGAGAGAAUGGCAAAAUUUAUACGGGCACUUUAUUUAGCAAAAUAUGUUAAAAAUGACAAUAUACCGUGUGAAAUUGAACCUGGUCUCUUUCUCGGUUCUAUUGGAGCAGCUCAAAAUAAAUCAGUGUUAAAGAGCUUGAAUGUUACUCACGUCCUAUUAGUGGCAAAUGCUUUGGAACCUGCAUAUCCAAAUGAUUUCAAAUACAAGAAAGUUGAAGUGCUUGACAGCGUGGAUACAGAUCUAGAGCAACAUUUCGAGGAGUGUUUCACUUUCAUUGAUGAAGCUAAGCAGGAGGAAGGUGGUGUUUUGGUGCAUUGCUUUGCGGGAAGAUCGAGAAGUGUAACAAUUAUUGUUGCUUACUUGAUGAGAACUCAUCGAAUGAGUCUAUGCGAAGCUUUGGAGCUUGUGAAGAGUAAAAGGCCCCAAGCAGCACCUAAUCAAGGUUUUCUUUUGCAACUACAGCAUUUGGAAAGUUGUUUGGGAGUGGUUGAUAAACCAGUGGAGAAGGAGACUUUUGGACGGGAUGUUCAUGGUUUCCAAGGUGAUCUAAGGAUGGGAGUUAGAGGAUUACCAGGUGUUCUGAGGACGGGAGUCAAGGAAUACCAUUGAAUAAUCUCAUUUCGAAGGUUAUCAUUAUGCUGAAUAGUUGAGGUUUUCUUGAGUUUUAAGUUUGCAUGUGUUGCAGAAGUUAAUGACAGCAUUAAGGUCAUGGGUUUCUUAUAAUUUCAUGUAUUUUCAUGAUAUUUUGUUAUUAGUAAAUUUGGCUUGAGGUUUAAUGAGUUUAUCCUGAAGAUUUGUGAGCUUGCAAUACAUUUCAAGCUUCGUAUCUGUUCACUAUUUUGGGUUUAUUUGUAUUAGAAAUUUAUUGAUGUAUAUAUCAGACUUGAGGCUGUGGUUUUAAUGAAA
Molecule: messenger RNA, 1421 nt
Organism: Cryptomeria japonica (Japanese cedar)
Lineage: Eukaryota; Viridiplantae; Streptophyta; Pinopsida; Cupressales; Cupressaceae
Product: dual specificity protein phosphatase 1
Exons: 7
Coding region: 492-1124 (210 amino acids)
Biological process (GO): negative regulation of MAPK cascade; protein dephosphorylation
Cellular component (GO): cytoplasm
Molecular function (GO): MAP kinase tyrosine/serine/threonine phosphatase activity; protein tyrosine/threonine phosphatase activity
Source: RefSeq, a predicted model, not a curated record